Molecule: messenger RNA, 1443 nt
Organism: Trichomonas vaginalis G3
Lineage: Eukaryota; Parabasalia; Trichomonadida; Trichomonadidae
Product: negative stranded viral RNA replication
Exons: 1
Coding region: 1-1443 (480 amino acids)
Biological process (GO): autophagosome assembly
Cellular component (GO): autophagosome membrane
Molecular function (GO): protein binding
Source: RefSeq, a predicted model, not a curated record
AUGAGUGAGUUUUUAUUAUCUCUUCGAAACAGAGAUGAUUCACAAAAGAACCCGCUCGAAGAUGAUUUAUUUGUUCUUUCAAGCAAAUAUAUGAAAUUAAAGUCCGAAAACCAAUCACUUCAGCAACAAAAACAAGAAUUACAAGAUAAAUACAAAAGUUUAGAAAAAGGUGAUGCUACUGUAGGUGAAACAGACAUUAACGAAUUGAAGUCAAAGCUUAUUUCACUAUAUAGAGAAAAGGAAGCUUUAAGUACCAAUUAUAAGCAAAUUUUAGAUCAAAAGAACCAAAAGUUAAUGGACAAGAAGUUAGCAGAUGAAGAUAUUGCUCAUCUUCAAUCUAAAAAGAAGCAAAUUGAAGAAGAAAUUCAAAAUAAUUUUAAUACCAAAAACACUUUAGAAAAAGAAGUUAAGAGUGUCGAUGAUGAGCUUGCAGCAAUCUUGAAAGACCAAGAAAAAAUUCAAGUCGAAAUUGCAAGAGCUGAAAAUGAAACAAAUAUUUACCGAGAAAAACUCAAUGAGAGUAUGGCAUAUAUCAAAGAAGCAGAGAAUCACUCCUCCCAUAUGCCAAUGCAGAAAUUCCUACAUAAAUUCGAAGCACAUGGCUCAGGAAUCAAUGCAAUUGCAUUUGGACCUAACUACAAAACAUUCAUCACUGUUGGUGACGACAAAAAGCUUAUUAAGUGGAAUUUACCAAGUUUGUCUCAAGCAGUCAACAUUCCAACCGUAGGAAUUGUUAAUAACAUCAGAUACAGUGAAGAAGCUCAAGCUCUUUCACUUUCAUGUCAGGAUAAAGCAAUAAGAAUUUUAGAUCUUACAAACGACCGCUUUAAAGCAGAAUUAAAAACACAUUCUGAUCAAGCAACAGAUUCAUGCUGGAUUUCCAAGAUACAAUUACUCAGUGCAUCCAAGGAUCGCACUGUGAAGCUAUACGACAUAAACAGACUCGCUUGUAUUCAUACUUUCAUCACAAUUAGCUCAUCUUACAGUAUAACGCCAACUCCAGCAAAUAACCUUUACGCUGUUGGCUGUUUUGACCAGAAGAUCAGAUUUAUCGAUCCAAGAGACAGAAAAAUCGUAAAUACAAUUGAUCUCAAAUCCGGAGCUGUUUUGAGUAUCAUUCCAUCAAUAACAGGUGAUGUAAUUUACUCCCUUGGCCUCGGAGGAAAGCUUGUGGCCACUUCCGUGAAGACAAUGACUGUUAUGCAAGAAUGGAAGUCAAAUGACCUCGAAAUCAAGAACUACAACUCAAAGAUAUCGAUUUCACCAGAUGGUGGAUACGUUGCUGUUCCUUCUCAGAAGGGUUGCGCACUUCUUUUCGAUGUUUUGUCCGCAUCUAUGCCAAUUGUAUUAGAUCAUAAAAAAGAACCUGUUAUUUCAACUGCUUAUGCAGGAAAUAUGCUUAUAACAGGAACAGCUGAUAAGAAUUUGUACUUCUGGGUAUAA